This is a messenger RNA of Triticum dicoccoides, 2450 nucleotides long. RefSeq names its product pumilio homolog 24-like. Gene Ontology annotation, biological process: regulation of translation. Gene Ontology annotation, cellular component: nucleolus. The transcript has 9 exons. Lineage: Eukaryota; Viridiplantae; Streptophyta; Magnoliopsida; Poales; Poaceae. The record is from RefSeq and is a predicted model, not a curated record. Bases 1331 to 1795 code for a protein of 154 amino acids. Gene Ontology annotation, molecular function: mRNA binding.
AUGCCCGUGCGUUGCUACGGGCUUUUGAAAUAUUUUACAGAUGUUAUAUGAACAUAAUGCAUGUUAAAUUUUACAUAUAGAAAAAAGAUAGCACAACCAUAACCAGGUAAUAAUUGAAGUUCACCUCACUUGCAAUGUAAAAUGACUAAAAAAGGCAAUUUGACGAUGUAUACAUAUAGAGCGAUUAUCCAACUAACAAUUUGUUACAAAUUAAGAAUUGCUUGAUACGCUUAAAAUAUUCUCACAUAAUAUCAGGAUUGUUGUCUUUAACAUCAUUCACACGAUAUUUGAUCAAAUAUAAUACAAACUUCUUUCUCAACUCAUUCCCAUCCUGCGCAAAAACACUAUGUAGUUAGCAUGAAUACUUCGUGAACGUCACCAGAAUACAUCUCUAUCUCUCACAUAUAUGCAAAUAAUCAUAUUUAACAUGUACCUUUUGUAUUAUUAUGUAUAACAUACAUAUAAAGAAGGAUUAUUUUCUCGUGAUGUUUCAGUACGACCCAUCAUUGUUACGUCAUUGCCUAUGUCAGUUGCUAUUUUUAAAACACUAUCCAAGUCCAUCACUUUUUAAUCUCCGUUGAAGAAAACUUAAACAUAUAAACAUAUAAAAAUAUAAGAAAUAUUUUAUACUACAUUAUAUAAACAUUUAUAAUAAAUUAAAAUAAAAGUGAGACUAACACAACUUUUUAUAUUUGCAAAAAUGUUUUUUAGACAAAUUUGCAAAAAAAACUAACUUUUAUUUGACGAGGAAAUAAAACUAACUGAGUACCCCUAAUUAGAUUUUUUUAGACAGCCUGAGGCGUUCAUCCAGGGCCCAAAACUCUUUGAGCAGCGGAUGGGCCAGCCCAAGAGUGGACGGGCCGAGCUAGAGACUGAUAGAUUUCUUCUGUGUUUUCUUUUCCACCUACUAUACAUCUUAUCCAGUUCUCAAAGAAAUACUAUACAUCUUAUCCUCACGGCAUCACACAGUCCUCUAACUCUCUCAGCUCGAGCCUGAUCCCGUCCCUGCCGCUUCCCGUCCAUAGACGGCGUCGCCGCAUUCUUGUCUCCCCUCCACGGCGUCGGCCGGCCCCUCCUCUCCCAGCCAUCUCUCCUCCAUGUCGCGCGCCGAGCCCGUCCUCCCUUCCCUCGAUGGCUUCGUCCGCAUCCUCCUCCGACUGCCACGGUGGCUCGAUUGGUUCGAUCCACCGCCAUCCACGCCCGACAGGUUAUUCCGACGAUGGGGCGGCGGCGAAGCUUAGCGCGAUGACAGAGCCUUCCUCCAGCUCUACCAAGAAACCCUCGCUCUCCCUCCGUCUUCCUCCCUUUGCCAGCACCACCUAACGUCGCCAUGGUCGGUGGCCGCGACCACCAACAAGAGGAAUCGCGAGGCGGCGGCGGCGGCACCAAGGGGAAGCCGCAGCCCGUCACUGCCAAGGAAAAGCGGGUCACAGCUAAGGAAGUGUCGGAGUCGAGGAAGCCCGACUACAACCUUAAGAAAGACAUCGAAGUACUAUGGGGAAAGAUGAUAGGUCGUCAUUUGAGCAAGGAGGAUAUAAUCAAGCUAGUUACCGAGGCCCUCCGUAAAAUGGAUUGGAAAUAUUUGGAAUUUCUGGAUCCCAUACAUGUGUGUAGUGGUUCUCACACUCAAGAGAGUGGCAAGGUUAGGACGCAUAUUAUCAGAAUCUUGAAGAAGCAGAUUAUGAAGCUUGAUGUCAGUGAUUAUGGAUGCCUUGUUCUAUUUGAAGAGCUGACAAAGCAGUUAAAGGAAAUCAUAUUGAUAAGCUUAAACAGGUCCAUCUUUGACCAAGUAUAGGACGGGCAGAUGUCGUGAAAGGAAUACUCAUGGUUUCUGAAGACUGACCAUGCUCCCUCGAGUACUACGCAGCAACAAACUCAGCAAUGUGCUCGGGGACAUUGUCUUCAGUGUCGAGUCCAAGUGCUAUGUCUGAACCAAUAUUAUGAUCAAUGCUUCUCUCUGUUACUCGCAGUGAUGCAUGGUGAUCAUAGUAAGUGCCUUCACGAGAAUGAUUUCCUGAAGAACCAUUUUGUUUUAACAAAUGUAUAAAUGCAAACUAAAAAAAAGUCGUGUGUAAGGGCGAUACCGAUUGAUGUUUCCACAUGCGGCACUGGCUGAAAGGCCUUGAGAUUGCCGGCUAUAGGAAUCAUCAUAGGCAGUUGCGUGGGCACAUUGUCAUCAUCAUCGGAAGACAAAACACUGUAGUUAGUAGUGCGUGUUUGUUUGCGUAUGAAAAAACCAGAUGGUGGUCGGUGUGUAUUGGUGAGUUGUGAUCUGGGUGUCCUCUCAUAUUCGACAACUGAUAAGAUUAAUGUAAGUUAAGUUGUGAAGCUUAUUGAAUACCUUAUGUGCAGACAUGUGAUUGGCAUACACAUACCUUUUUUUCCUUUAUCAUAGAGACGCUCUCUGUGCUGUGACAUCUUUCUGUCCUAUAGAAGCUUAAAUAAACCUG